AUGACAAAUCGCUGUCAAAGUUAAAUGUUUAUGUUAUCUAUUCUAUUUAUUUGUUCUUCCUCGAUUUAAUAAUAUAUUGUAUAUCAACAGAAUUUACUUAAAAUAAAUUUUCCUUGUAUUUAAAUACCUACUUAGGAUACUAAAAUAAUUAUGAAGGAAACCAAAAUGAGUACACACCUUUCUGGAGGACGCUUAAAUGUUGCCCUGGUGCAAGAGACUAUGAGAAAAGAGUUAUUAAAUCUCUUGCAGCUUUGUGAAGGACCAAAAGUCACAAUUUGGGAUGAAUGGCUGGCAGGGCCAAUUGGUUUGGUUGCUCAAUACUCACUGCUGCAAGAACAUGAAGUAGUAGAUAUGUUUCCACUACGACCAGGCAGCCUGCCUACAAUAUCAGUCAAACAUAUUGUUUUUAUUGCUCGCCCAAAACUGGCGCUUAUGGACUUGGUUGCUGAUUAUAUACAAUCACUCAGGUCUAAGCAGACUACCCCCGUGGUGUUCCAUCUCUUUUUUGUACCCCGAAAGAGUGAACUUUGCGAGAAACACCUCAGCAAUCGUGGAGUACUCAUCAACCUAUCUAUUCAGGAAUUCAAGUGUGAUAUCUAUCCAUUUGAAAGUGAUGUUAUGUCAUUGGAACUACAGAAUGACUUCAAAGAAAACUACUUAGAGGGUGACCCAACAUGUAUUUAUAACGCGGCACAGGCCUUGCGUACUAUACAGCAGCUAUAUGGCAUAAUACCGCGUGUUUUUGGCAAAGGUGUCGCAGCUAAACAGGUUUGGGACCUGUUAUGUCGUCUCAACAAAGAAGACCACGGGAUGGCGCCGAAGGGCUCGCCUACAUCUUGCAUAGACAACUUACUACUUCUAGAUCGCGCCAUUGACUUUGCUAGUGUUAUGACAACUCAACUUACAUAUGAAGGUCUUAUAGAUGAGUUAUUCGGUAUAAAAAGUUCAACAGCAACAUUCCCGGGGCACAAGUUUGUGAGCGCAGAUGACGCGAGCCCCGAGGUGACCGCGCGAGAAAAGAAACGCAUUAUACUCAACUCUGGUGAAGAAUUGUACGCAGAAUUACGCGACUGUAGCUUCACCGAGGUAGGCGCAGCUCUAUCGAAGAGAGCCCGAAUAAUAAAAACACAACUAGGCGAGCGACACAACGAUAAGUCAGUGCAAGAGAUCAAACAGUUCGUGUCGCGGUUACCACAGAUGUUGGCCAACAAACAGUCACUAGCCACCCAUACUGCCAUCGCUGAAUAUAUCAAAGAGACAACAGAUAGUUUCGAGUUCCAUGACACAAUACAAUGUGAAGAGGAGUUUCUCAAUUGUAUUGACAACGAUAAAGUAUGCCCAUUCAUUGAAGAUCUCAUUGCACAGAAAGAACCUAUUACGAAGGUGUUGCGACUAAUAUGCCUGCAAUGUGUCACUGGUUCUGGACUAAAGCCGAAAGUACUAGAGUAUUAUAAACGCGAACUAGUACAAGUUUACGGAAUGAAGACAUGGCUCACAUUGUGCAACUUAGAAAAAUGUGGCUUACUUAGACCGCAAACUGGUACGCGGCAGUAUGUGGUUUUGAGGAAGGCGCUGCACCUGACAAUGGACGAGUCAGAGAUGGAUGCGAAAGACAAAAGUUAUUUGUCAUGCAAAUACACGCCGCUGACUGUACGGCUCAGCGAACACAUAGCCAAGAACAAGGGCUGGACUGGUAUUCAAGAAAUACUGGGCUUGCUCCCAGGACCUACGUUGGACGAGCUGCAAACGUUACAGCCGCGCAUGAUACGACGCAACUCUGUGUCAAGCGAAAACUCAUCCAUUGAAAAUUCUCGCGUGAUACUAGUUUUCUUCAUAGGUGGAUGUACAUACCAAGAAAUCUCAGCUCUAAGAACAAUUAGCCAACAAGAGGACUCUAAUGUAGAAUUUGUUAUACUAACAACAAAGUUGCUCAAUGGAAUAACAUUUAUUGAAUCAUUAUCAGAAACAGAAUAGACUAGAAAAAUAUUGUAAUAAAAUAAAAGGUACUCGUAAUAUAUAAUAGUGUACAUAAGAUUAAUAGUAUUAUCACAAUUUAAAGCAGUUUCUAUUUUAAAUGUAUUAUAUUUAAUCUCAUAUGAAUUGUACAACUUAUAUAACCAUGUUAAUUUUGUAUAUUAAAAACUUUAUUCAUUCCGAA
Molecule: messenger RNA, 2158 nt
Organism: Galleria mellonella (greater wax moth)
Lineage: Eukaryota; Metazoa; Arthropoda; Insecta; Lepidoptera; Pyralidae
Gene: car
Product: vacuolar protein sorting-associated protein 33A
Exons: 11
Coding region: 151-1974 (607 amino acids)
Biological process (GO): vesicle-mediated transport; intracellular protein transport
Cellular component (GO): CORVET complex; lysosome
Source: RefSeq, a predicted model, not a curated record